AUGCUUUUCCAAGGAGGGCCUACUCUUGUGUCGGCCUCAACUGAGGAGGCAGACCUCCGCCAGGUGACCCGGAGGACGACGGGGAGCUUCUGGCUGAACCAACUGCUCAGGGCUUGCCGGCUGAAGGAUGCUGGUUAUCAGAGUCCGGCCCUCCGGGGGCAAGUCUCGGCCAAGCUGUGGCCUUUGGACGCCUUGAAUCGGCGCUACCAGCAGCUCGGGCGGUCCGGCGCUGGAGACGGCCUCGGCCUGCGGCUCCGGGCGGCCGUUCGGGAGGUCAACCAGCGCUGGGAGGCCCUGCAGCAUUUUGUGACUCAGUGGGAAGAGUUUGAAACCGAAAGAGAAGCCCUCCGGUUGUGGCUGACGGAGCUGAGCCUCCGGCUCAUGGAUGUGGAGCACUUCUCCGGAGGGACCUUGCUGGAGAAAAUGACCCGGCUGCAGGCCUUCCAGGAGGACGUGCAAGCCAAUGCGGAGCGCAUGGAUCGCCUGCUGGCGCAGGGAGAGCGCUUGAUCCAGAAGAGCCAGCCCGAGGAUGCUGAGCUCCUGGAGGAAGAGCUGCAGGACCUGAGCGGCUUCUGCCAGGAAAUCUUCUUCCGGGUCUUCUGCUUUUGGCAGCAACUGGUCAGCCUGAGUCUGGUCUUUGAGGACGCGUGGUUGUCGGACGGCGAGAGGGACCCGGAGUCCAGCUGCUUCACAGAGGAGUCCCUGGCAUUAGAUGGCCAGAGGGAGGCCGGAGCACCCUGGCCCCCCCUUGCGCCCCUGGGCCGACCCACCCCAGAGGAAGACCCACCCCUCUGCCACGCUCAUCAGGUGCCCAAGUUUGGUGGGGCCCUGGAGCUGGAGUGGGACCCUUCGGUGGACGUCGGGGGAUCCACAUCAUCACGCGAUGAAGAGGAUUCCUCCUCCUCCUCCUCCUGCAGUGCCAUCCCAGGAGUGGACCCAUGGGAAGAACCUCGCCCAGCGUGUCAGUCCUCUCUCUGGGGGUCCCGGCCUUUGAUGAAGAGACACGGCAGCCAAGAAGGCCUCUGGGCAUUGGGUGGCUUCCGAGGGCCCUGGGAGCAGCUGGCAGGCUCGGCAAGAGACCCAAAGAGAAGAGCGGCUGGCACAUCAGCAGGACUGCCCUCUGUGGUCAGAAAGGCUUGUCCGUGGGGGGCCCCAAGGUCACCGGUGAAGGAGGGAAGCUGCUGCCCAGUGGAACCAAUGGGAUUUGAGCCCCAGCGUCCAGAGACAUGGCUGGGCAAGAGCUGGCAGGAGGCGGCAGGCAGGCAGCUGGCAAGAGAAGAGAGCGAUGGCCGACGCCAGCGCUGUCGCCUCCCAGCGGGGGAAACAUAUCACCCAGCGCAGUCCCAAAGGAGCAGCCAGCCAGCCAAGCGAGGGAAACCUGAGCAGCUGGCAAAGAGGAGAGCCAAACGCCCCUUCUUUGCUCACCUUGGUUUGGGGAGCAACGGGCAGAUUUCCGUGAAGAAAUGGCCCAAUUCCCAGCCAGCAGAACCUGCAACCACCACGGAGAAGGGGUGCUCCCAGAACCUCCUACGAAGGUCCACCCUACGGGGGACGCUGCGGAUGAGGAUGCUGCUGCUUGCAGCCAGCCUGAUGCUGCUGCUGCUGGUGCUGCUGCUGCUCUGGACGGCCAGUUGUCCCUCCCUGGCCCAGUCCAUGCCCUCCUGUUUCCAGGCCAAGGGCUACGCCAGGUCUUUCUACCUCGUGCUCAAGCACAGUGGGCCACCACCCACUUAGCGAGAGUCAUGGGUCAUCAGGUGCUGAGACUUGGCUCCUCAGGAGAGUCUUGUCUCUGGGAGCGCCAGGCCUCCCCUGGCAGGGCA
Molecule: messenger RNA, 1820 nt
Organism: Pogona vitticeps (central bearded dragon)
Lineage: Eukaryota; Metazoa; Chordata; Lepidosauria; Squamata; Agamidae
Source: RefSeq, a predicted model, not a curated record